AGCAUUUUGAACUUAGCCAAGAUAAAGAGUAGGGAUCUUCGUAAAUGCGGUAAAAUAUCGUAUUGAGAUUUGUAACUUUAUUAAAAAUAAAAAUAAUGACUAACUUUAUAACAUUAGUUGAGGAAAAUUUACUUUACGGAAUUUUAAUAAUAAUAUGGUCACUAUUUCUGUGGAAAUAUUAUUUAAGUCAUCGUCAGAAAUCUUUGGUAAUGCGUUUAGUUAAAUUACCAGAUGUGGUUGAAAGGAUAAUGACAGAAGAUGUUUAUAACAAAUCACGUAGUUAUCAUUUGGAUACAUUAAAUUUCAAUAAUGUGGCUAAGUUUUAUGUACUAGUUGUUACUACGGUUUGUCUAUUAUCUUUAAUGUACUAUCAUUUGUGGUCAUGGUCCAUUAAAGUAGUAAAAUAUUUUGGUUUUGAUGAAGAGAAUGAAAUGCUUGUGAGCGUUGUAUGUAUGUUCUUUAUAAAUAUUAUAUAUGACAUAGUGCAUUUACCCCUCAACAUUUAUUCUAAGUUUGUUGUGGAACAAAAACAUGGCUUUAAUAAAGAGACCCCAGCAUUAUAUAUUAAAAACACACUUCUUGCAUUUGCUGUUCGAGAAACAAUUGCUCCACCAAUACUUUGUGCAUUAAUAUGGAUCAUAAAGAAUGGAGGAGAUUACUUCUACUUUUAUCUUUGGAUCUUUAUGAUCUUUGUUUAUAUUUUUAUGAUUAUUCUGUAUCCAGUAGCAAUUGCACCACUGUUUGAUAAAUAUACCCCACUUCCUGAUGAAGAACUGAAAAAAAAAAUUGAAGCAUUAGCAGCAUCUAUUAAUUAUCCACUUACUAAAAUAUUUGUUGUGAAUAAAUCAAAAAGAACUACCCAUAAUAAUGCCUAUCUCUAUGGAUUUUACAAAUUUAAAAGAAUUGUAUUAUUCGAUACAUUGAUAAAAAAUUAUUCUCAACUAGAAAAAAGUGAAACAGAAACAAAAGAGCCGGAAACAGAAGCAAAAGGAUGCGAAACAGACGAAAUAUUGGCAAUAUUAGCACAUGAAUUAGGGCAUUGGAAAUGCAAUCACACAUUGAAACUGUUUUUUAUUGCUCAGGUAGCUACCAUGUUAAAUAUUUUCCUAUUUGCAAAGCUUGUUGAUUAUUCACCUAUGUAUCAUGCUUUUGGGUUUGUGGAUUCUAAACCUGUAUUUAUAGGCUACAGUAUUCUCAGUAUGUUCAUUUUAGCACCUUUCAAUACGUUAUUAAACUUUUUAACUACAGUAAUUGGAAGAAGAUUUGAAUUUGAAGCAGAUAGAUUUGCAAUGAUCUUAGGAUAUGGGGCAGCAUUGAAAAGAUCAUUGAUUAAGCUAGAAGUAGAUAAUCUUACUUUUCCUCUUUAUGAUAAACUAUAUUCUGGUUUUCAUCAUAAUCAUCCUACAGUUCUUGAAAGACUUGAAGCUUUAGAUAAAGAAGAUUAAUUUUGAAAUUAAUGUUAAAAUUUUAUGUUAUAUCUUGUGCUGUUACCAUGGUAUUAUAUAUUGUACUUGACAUAACUUCUUAUAUUAAGUCAAAUUUAAUAAUUAUAACUUGAAUAUAUUCUUAAAUG
Megachile rotundata (alfalfa leafcutting bee) is the source of this 1573-nucleotide messenger RNA. Its product is annotated as CAAX prenyl protease 1 homolog. The record is from RefSeq and is a predicted model, not a curated record. Gene Ontology annotation, molecular function: metalloendopeptidase activity. NCBI's taxonomy places the organism in Eukaryota, Metazoa, Arthropoda, Insecta, Hymenoptera, Megachilidae. Gene Ontology annotation, biological process: CAAX-box protein processing.